AUGGACUAUAAGGUACUUGCCCAACAAACUGCUCAAGAGAUUUUAGGUUACAGUCAAGAUACAUCAGGCUGGAAAGUGGUUAAAUCUUCUAAAAAAAUAACUGUUUCUAGCAAGGCUUCUAAAAAAUUCCUUGGAAAUCUAUAUCGUGUUGAAGGAAUAAUUUCAGAAUCAACAUCUAAACUAGCUGAUUUCCUCUACAAGCCUGAAAUUAGAAUUACAUGGGAUAAAUCAUUGAAAGAGUACACUCUGAUACACAAGAUUGAUUCGGACACAUUCAUAUGCCAUGUUGUUACACAAAGUUUUGCCAUGGGCUCCAUUUCCUCCCGAGACUUUAUCAACAUGGUGUACUUCAAGCGCUAUGAUGGGAAUGUGAAUGUGAUCAGUUCUAUUAGUGUGGAUUUUCCAGGAUUUCCUCCAUCUUCACAUUACAUCCGUGGUUAUAACCAUGCUUCUGGCUUUGUCUGUUCACCUCUGAACGAUAAUCCAGCAAAAUCCAAACUAGUGAUGUUUGUCCAGACAGAAAUGAAGGGGAAAUUAUCCCCAUCAAUAAUUGAAGCAACUAUGCCUUCCAACUUAGUGACCCUCAUCCUCAAUGCAAAAGAUGGAAUAAAGACAUACAAAGGUCCGCCAGAACGUGGAUAUAAUCGUAAUAACCAGUCACUCCAUAAGAAGAAAUGA
Messenger RNA from Pipistrellus nathusii (Nathusius's pipistrelle), 678 nucleotides. The record is from the annotation of a GenBank genome assembly. NCBI's taxonomy places the organism in Eukaryota, Metazoa, Chordata, Mammalia, Chiroptera, Vespertilionidae.